CCUUAAACGCCUCGUAAUCCAGCCCGGCCGCCGAGCACUCGUAGCCAUUUUGGUCGCACCUAAAUCAUCCCAUCGAGCUCCUCGUCCACUUUGGGCGGCCCGCCAUGGACCGAACCGAGCCGACGGCGAGGAUUUAUACCGUUGAACCAGUUUGAAUCCUGCCCGCCCGACGACAUACCGCCGCCGCCUGGCAUUGGAGGACAUGACUCGUCGCUGCUAGGCUGACUUGAGAGCGGAAAAAAAACCGGGGCGUUUUGGGUUUUUUUUUUUUUUGGAAGUGGUGACCGAGCAGCGCCUCCGUCAACGUUGUCCGAGUUCACUUCGCCCCGACGGGCCCCGGGACGACUGGUAUAACGAGCGUUUUGCUUUUUUUGCCCCUUGCGAGCAACUCCAAAGUGUUGCUUCACCACUUGGUCGGAGAUCCAUGCGACUGUGGCCCUCUUCCGCCGCCGCGGGAUCGAACGAGGUGUCACCGGAUCGCGGGCUGCUUGCCGUCGCUUGAAACAUCAUGUCCACCAAAAGCCCUUUGCCCACCGUCAACGAGAAGGCCACCGAGAGUCACACGUCCUCUCACGGCAAUGGCCGACAGGAAGUCAGCGGCAGUGGCGGCUCGCGCUCGUCCCGCUCGGGGUUGCGCUCGCGCAGCUCGGAAGAGCCGCAGCAGCCGCACGUGGGCAACUACCGCCUGCUCAAGACCAUCGGCAAGGGCAACUUCGCCAAGGUCAAGUUGGCUCGUCACAUCCUCACCGGCAGAGAGGUGGCCAUCAAAAUCAUUGACAAGACGCAGCUCAACCCCAACAGUCUUCAAAAGCUCUUCAGGGAAGUCCGAAUAAUGAAGAUCUUGAAUCAUCCCAACAUUGUCAAGCUGUUUGAGGUGAUCGAGACGGAGAGGACGCUCUACCUGGUCAUGGAGUACGCCAGCGGAGGGGAGGUCUUCGACUACCUGGUGGCGCAUGGAAGAAUGAAGGAGAAAGAAGCCAGAGCUAAAUUUCGACAGAUUGUGUCGGCGGUGCAGUACUGCCACCAGAAGCACAUCGUCCACCGAGACCUCAAGGCGGAGAACCUGCUGCUGGACGCCGACAUGAACAUCAAGAUCGCCGACUUUGGCUUCAGCAACGAGUUCACGCUGGCCAACAAGCUGGACACCUUCUGCGGCUCGCCGCCGUACGCCGCGCCCGAACUCUUCCAGGGCAAAAAAUACGACGGGCCCGAGGUGGACGUCUGGAGCCUGGGCGUCAUCCUCUACACGCUCGUCAGCGGCUCGCUGCCCUUCGACGGGCAGAACCUGAAGGAGCUCCGCGAGCGCGUCCUGCGAGGGAAGUACCGCAUCCCCUUCUACAUGUCCACCGACUGCGAGAACCUCCUCAAGCGCUUCCUGGUGCUCAACGCGGCCAAACGCGGGACUCUCGAGCAAAUCAUGAAGGAUCGAUGGAUCAAUGCCGGAUUCGAAGAUGACGAGCUGAAGCCUUACGUGGAGCCCGAGCUGGACAUCACUGAUCAGAAGAGAAUAGACGUGAUGGUGGGCAUGGGCUACAACCUGGAUGAGAUCCAGGAGUCUCUGGCCAAGAUGAAGUACGACGAGAUCACCGCCACCUACCUGCUGCUGGGCAGGAAGGCCUCCGAGUCGGAGCCCGGCGAGUCGGCGUCCAGCAGCAACCUGUCGCUGGCCAAGCCCAGACCCAACAGCGAGCUCAACGGCCAGUCGCCCUCGCACCUCAAAGUCCAGCGCAGCGUGUCGUCCAACCACAAGCAGCGACGCUACAGCGAGCAAGCCGGCCAGAACGCAAGCGCGGGCGCGGCCCACCCCAAGCGCAGCCAGACGGCCGCCGUCGACAACGGGAAGGACGACGGCGGGGUCCAUCUGCGCAAAUCGGGAGCCCCCGGGAGCCGCGGCGCCGCGCCGCCCGCCAGCCCCCUGCUGGGCAACGCCAACAACCCCAACAAGGCCGACAUCCCCGAUCGCAGGAAAGCCGGCGGCGCCGCCGCCACGCAGGCCAACGUCACGGCGUCGGCGGGGAUGACCCGCCGCAACACGUACGUGUGCAGCGACCGCAACAACGCCGACCGGCUCUCCGUCAUUCCCAACGGCAAGGAGAACAGCGUGACGGUGUCCCCGGGCGGCCAGCGCAACCCGGUGGCGUCCACCCACAGCGUGGCCAACGCGGCCACCCCCGAGCGCCUGCGCUUCCCCCGCGGCACGGCCAGCCGCAGCACCUUCCACGGCAACCAGCUGCGCGACCGGCGCACCGCCACCUACAACGGUCCGCCCGCCUCGCCCACCCUCUCGCACGACGCCUCGCCGCUCUCGCAGGCGCGCAGCCGCGCCACCAGCAACCUCUUCUCCAAGCUCACCUCAAAGCUCACGCGCAGAAACAUGUCGUUCAGGUUUACCAAAAGAGUCUCCACAGAGUUUGAGAGAAACGGGAGACUGGAGGGCUCAAGCCGCCACGUGCCCGUCGUGGAGGCCAAGGGCGAGGGCAAGGACGGCAAGCCGCGCUCGCUGCGCUUCACGUGGAGCAUGAGGACCACCAGCUCCAUGGAGCCGGCCGACAUCAUGCGGGAGAUCCGCAAAGUGCUGGACGCCAACAACUGCGACUACGAGCAGCAGGAGAGCUUCCUGCUGCUCUGCGUGCACGGCGACGGGCGGGCCGAGAACCUGGUCCAGUGGGAGAUGGAGGUGUGCAAGCUGCCGCGCCUCUCGCUCAACGGCGUGCGCUUCAAGAGGAUCACGGGCUCGUCCAUGGCCUUCAAGAACAUUGCCUCCAAGGUGGCCAACGAGCUCAAGCUAUGAGGGGGGCCCCCGCCCCCCGCCAGGCGCCGGCCAGGCCGUACAAUCUCCCGCGUAGCAACUUUCCACGGCUCCCCUUUUGUAUGAUGCAAAACAAGACCGGGGGAAGUAUGUAAUGAGUCCUAAUCAUGUACCUUUUUGUUUUCAAUAAUAUCACUCGACCGCCGACGACUUGCUCCUUCUGGCCACACGGGGGCGACAUAGUCGAUUUGUGUCCUGCUGUGAACUGUGGACGCAAAAAGAAGAAUUUCUAGUCUUAUUUAUUUUUUUCGUUUCUUUCCCCCCCGUCCCACUCCCGAAAAAGAUUAAAAUCACCACGUAGCUUUUUUUCUUGUUGUUGUUUUCCGUGUAAAUAAUACCUUGCACCGACAAUGCUCUUCGGGUUUUGUUUUUUUCAUUUUGCCUUUGGGGUGGAAACGUUACCAAAAAAACAAAUAA
Molecule: messenger RNA, 3226 nt
Organism: Hippocampus zosterae (dwarf seahorse)
Lineage: Eukaryota; Metazoa; Chordata; Actinopteri; Syngnathiformes; Syngnathidae
Gene: mark3a
Product: MAP/microtubule affinity-regulating kinase 3a
Exons: 18
Coding region: 509-2791 (760 amino acids)
Biological process (GO): intracellular signal transduction; protein phosphorylation
Cellular component (GO): cytoplasm; plasma membrane
Molecular function (GO): protein serine/threonine kinase activity; ATP binding
Source: RefSeq, a predicted model, not a curated record